AUGUACUUGCCAGUAAUUCACUCCGUCCUUGCGGAUAUUCUCUUGGCUCGUCUCGAUAGAUCUGAGGAAAUCGAUUUUGAUGGACCUAGCGAGAAUACGUCAACACGGCGCAGAAGUCAGAGAUCAAAUUCUCAGAAUUCGUCGUAUUCUCAUCUUGCGCGUUGGUUGAAACCGAAACGACGAAAGACAGCUUCCUCUUCAACAAAUUUGGAGAAAUUGUCAGUAUCUGAAGUCCCAGGAGUUCCUCAUCUCCUUAGCACAGUGGAAGAUCUCUCUUAUCACCAACCGAGCCUCAGCAGCGCAUUUCAAUACUCCAGAGAGAGAUGGACUCGCAAUGGGAGUUCCUCGAGUAACCAUUCAGUGUUUCCAAUUGGGUCACGCAUUCAUAUCUCCGAAUUAUCCAAGCCGUUCCUGAAGGACUCUGAAUUCGCGCCCCCUUCACCAGUCAUCGACAAAGGUCCACCUCAGCUAGAUCCUCUUCCUGACAUGUCUAGCUGUAGCCUGGAAAGAUCAUAUACUUUACGAGCUUGCAUAGAAGCGGCACCGGAUGAUAAGCGUCUGGAAGACAAAUCGCCGCGCUCCACUACUAAGCGUGAACGCAUCACAACUCGUCCCAAGGUCUCGGCAGCACUUACAUCACAACCGGUAGGGCGGAAGACACUAUCUAUCACCAGGCCCUCGUCCUCUUGCGAUUUAGUCGCUCCUGCGACAAUAGUCGGCUCACUUCGUCGUUUUAACAAAUCUGGAGGCUAUAGCCACCCGCAAAGAGGUCAGAUUCCGUCAAACUGGACUCAGGGUAAUUUCGGCAUAUUACUGUCUAUGCAAGAUGAUUCCAUGCAAGAACCUGGCCAAUGCUCGCCAUCGCGGUGGACCUCGGCCACCACGUUUCAACUACCCACAAAUUUACUCAAGAGUUCGUACUUGGCUGUCAAAGAAGGCGAUAAACCGUCAGCCACACAUUCAUCAACGUCGAAUACGCAAUCACAGCUCUCAGAUCGAUCAUCCAGCCAAGGCAGCAGGUCAAUAUAUCGCACCGUGGCCUCGAAUCUCUACCUUGAUUCGUUGCCUCAAUUCGAACUUAAGUGA
Messenger RNA from Fusarium odoratissimum NRRL 54006, 1086 nucleotides. RefSeq lists its product as uncharacterized. The coding region runs from base 1 to 1086 and encodes 361 amino acids. The record is from RefSeq and is a predicted model, not a curated record. The transcript is spliced from 3 exons. Lineage: Eukaryota; Fungi; Ascomycota; Sordariomycetes; Hypocreales; Nectriaceae.